AUGGAACACAACAUCGUUGCCCAUCUGUACCCGUGUAGCCAAAAUUUUCAGAUGGUAGUAGCCGCGAUGCAGGCGAAUCCGCGCCUAAGCUUUGACGAUCUCAACCGCCCCAUCAUCCAAGACUUGAGUUCUCUCGUGGGAACUCAAGUCACCUACGACGGGGACGGCAAGGGCGUCCGGAGGGAUUUUCGCUGGAUCGUCGGCGGCGACGAUCACCCUCGAAAAGCGAGUAGCAUUAUCAUUACAAUUCCCGACACGGUUUCCCUCCAAAUUGUAGUCCAACCCCAGAACAUCGAAUCUCCGGCUUAUGUCAACGGGGUCAGGCGGUUCAAGCAGGGUGCGGCCACUACUGAUGCUCUUCUCAAUGAGCUGGGUCUCUCGAAUCCGCCGACCAGAGGAACACAGACACCCGCUUCAGGCGAGAUCUACUUGAAAAGGAAAAUCGGUCGUGGGACCUUUGGGGUUGUGAGGUGCUUCUGGAACGUCAGUACCGGGGAGGAGCGAGCGGUAAAAACGCCUCACCGCAGUGCAAUUGAAAACGGGCAGGUUGAUCAUGCCGCGUGGGCACGUGAAGCUCGCAUUAUGAGCCUGAUUUCGCAUCCCCAUAUCGUGAAACUCAUCGAGUCAUUUUUUCACCCGCAACCUGAACUACACCUUGAAUACAUGCCCUACGGGUCUCUCCAGCAUUGGAUCAAGCACAGGAAGGGUAUAUCAUACCCUGAGACCGUCACAAUCACUCAUCAAUGUUUAUCGGCUCUGGCAUAUCUACAUGGGCAAGCUACACCAAUCGCGCACCGAGAUAUCAAGCCAACCAAUAUCCUUAUCCAGACUCGCUCUAGGGGCGCUAUCAUUUUUGUCAAGCUAUCCGACUUCGGAACGGCACGGCCUGACUUGGAUUUAUCGACUUACUGCGGCACACAUCUAUAUCUUGCGCCAGAGGUCCACUUAGACGAGCAACGCCGUGUCAGACUCGAGAGGACCUUGGGUCACGCCACGACUGUUGAUAUCUGGUCUCUUGGUGUGGUGGCGUACCAACUGUUAUACAGUCUACGAGGGUGCACGGGUCUUGGGGUGGCCUUGUGCGAAAGCAUUGAAAGAGAGCUCCGAGAGAAUGUCCGGAGAACACCAGUUGCACUGGGAUCGAUAUUGGUCAGAUGCAUGGUAGUCAUGUCCCCAGCGGCACGGUGGUCGGCUAGCCAGUGCUGCAACAUGCUUGAAGAAAUGCUCAGAACCGAGAGAGGUUUCUUUCAAGGAUUGACUUCAGCUUCAUCCUCCGCGGGUGAGGACCAAGCGACGCUUACUCCUAAGCCGCCUUCGUCCGCAUUGACGAUCAACCAAUACGACGUGUCCCAAGCACCACGGUAUAACAAUUUGCAGCACGAGGGCUAUGAACUGGAUGCUGUCUUUAAAGACCACUCUGCGUCUGGGCUCAAUCGCUAUCAUUAUGGAUCUAGCAUCGCGGAAGAGUUCGGAGGGAACGAUUCGGAAGAUUGGGCGAGCGACUUUUGUCAAGAAUCCUUGCAGAGCCAGACCGAAGUGCAAGGAUCCUCGCAGAGCCAAAUUGAAGUUGCUGGCUCACAGGCAAGGACGAGAACCAGCAUCCCGCGCGGCGAGAGCGAAGGAUGGCGCUUACAAGGAGGCAAUGCAAUCGACGCUGAUGAUGACGAGGAAAAGAAAGAGGCGGCAUUGCUACGUGAAGCCAUCGGCGGCUCUUACCGAUUGCGUGAGAUGAACAGUUGA
Molecule: messenger RNA, 1740 nt
Organism: Cordyceps militaris CM01
Lineage: Eukaryota; Fungi; Ascomycota; Sordariomycetes; Hypocreales; Cordycipitaceae
Product: serine/threonine protein kinase, putative
Exons: 4
Coding region: 1-1740 (579 amino acids)
Biological process (GO): protein autophosphorylation; peptidyl-serine phosphorylation; autophagosome organization
Cellular component (GO): cytoplasm; autophagosome
Molecular function (GO): protein serine/threonine kinase activity; ATP binding
Source: RefSeq, a predicted model, not a curated record